Messenger RNA from Solenopsis invicta (red fire ant), 1858 nucleotides. RefSeq lists its product as uncharacterized. NCBI's taxonomy places the organism in Eukaryota, Metazoa, Arthropoda, Insecta, Hymenoptera, Formicidae. The coding region runs from base 588 to 1595 and encodes 335 amino acids. The record is from RefSeq and is a predicted model, not a curated record. The transcript has 4 exons.
AUUAUAUAUAUAUGUGUGAUUUUCUAGUAUUUCUUAUGAUUGCAAUGUAACUUUCUGCAAAUGUUCUCACACGUCCAGCAGCUUCUUGCUGUCAAAGUACCGAUCAUCUAUAAAGUGAAACGCUGCAGGGGGUCCAAAUUUUCGACAGCGUUGAAACAUCGACUAUUCAUCGGGCCGCAUUGUCUCGCAACGUGCGCAAGAAGGCCCACCAUUAAUUUGGUGCACGCGUUACGUGUUCGUGUCACGUAUUGUGAGGUGGUCGAAAUGGAUCGUCGAAAUUUCAGAACAAUCCUCGCGGGAGCGAGUCGCCGGCAUUGGCCGGUAGUCAGAUUUGAUCGACGGCGAGGGACGUCAACCGGCAACAAUCGUACACCGCAAUCGUCGUGUUAGGUCGAAGGGAAGUAAUUUUCCGAACGUUCGUGCGUGAAGGAACGAUAGAAACUGCCAUUUCGUUGCCGCAAACUAUGAGUGAUGUUCAGUGGAAAAGGUUUCGGAAUCGAGACUCUCUUACGUAAAGAUUAGUAAAUUAAUACCUCUUCGGGAUAUGUUUCGGAAACAGUUCACUUAUAAGUGUGGAAGAAGGUAGAAUGAUGUACAUGUCAUCAAUCAGUUCCUUUGCAGCCAGUUGGCUGCUCCUUUGCUUCAUCAUUCCAUUUUAUAGCGGAGCUGAGAGUUCAGGUUGGGUCUCUUACGAGAUCAAUCCGGUGCAUCAUCAACUUCGACCAAUACCGCCAGAAUCAGUUUCUUUGGGAGAACAACCAAAGCAGCCUAACAUCGUGAAACCUUCACAGUACAACGUUUAUCGUUCUAAGCAUAAUUUAAUGCAACCUAGGAUACCUUCGAAGAGUCACCAAGACAAUUUGAAACAAAAUGAGAGAAGAUUCAUGCCAGAAUAUCAGUUAGGAAAAGUAUAUAGACCGUAUUAUGCUCAGUUUGAAGAGGAUCAAAAAACUCGUAAAGAAGAAAGCGCUGAGCGAUUGGAGCACGAGGAGAUCCGAGAGAUUGACGAGGAAGUAAUGAAGAAAAUGAACAUGUUGGACAAAGUGUUGUCUGAAGAUACCAACAUGAAUGAUGUCGAGAAUACGGUUGAAGAUGAAAUCAUCGCGGAAAUGAACAUCUCUGAAGAGACGAAAAGAGUUGCCAGGCAAGUUCGCAAGCAACGGCCAGGAUUCUUCUGGACCUUGGCGAGGCUUGCUUUUGAGACGUUCAACGACACGCGAUCGGCAAUCAAACAAAUUACCGGUAUCAUCAAUCAAACCAUCGAACCGGAUUCGCCCACACGACGACCUGGUAGUCGUCCGUCGAUGGUCGCCGAAGCGAGAACAAUCGCACCAUCGGUUGAUAAGAAUAAUACAUCCAGCAUGGCAGAUGUUAAUGCAACAAUGACAACUACGACGACCACACCGGCACCUUUCAGGCUCACGCCAACCAACAUACGGAAUUUGAUUCUAAGAAAUGUACGUGGUUUAGUAAGACUGUUUAACAUCGAAUGGCAGGAUGCCUUAAACCAAUCAGAGAUAACUGUAAAGGAAUUUCAAAAGGAUCUCGGGAAUCAAGUAGGAAUUUAUCUACAGGAUAACCCGAACGCUUUUUAAAAGUAACAGAGAUAGCAUCACGAGGAAGAAUUAAAUAGCUGGUGAAAUGAAUGUCAAAACCAAAAAAAGUUUUCAACUGUACAUAGUAAAGUGAUUCAUUAUGUUCCAUUAUGAUUCACUAUGAUCCAAACUGUUUCAUAAUUUAGCUAAAGACAGCUUCUAAAAAUAAUGUUUAUAUUUUUAAUAAUAUCUAUAUUUUUCUGAAUAUUUAUAUAAUAGUUCAAUUAUUAAGUAGUAAAGAAAUAGAUUUAUAUGCAAAGAUA